CAGAACGGUGAGGGGGUUUCUGGUGCGCUUGAGUGGAAAUCCAGACCAAGGAAAACUCUACAACCUUUGAAGAGAACGCAUCUACUCAAGAAAAGCCAAAGGAUUACAAAAUGACCACGAGAACAAGCACCAGGCAGUCUUCCUCUUACAAGAGGAUGUUCGGCGGGGAGAGACCCGUGAUGGCACGGUCCACCUAUUCAAGCCGCCAGUACUCGACUCCGAUCCGCUCAAGGACCUCUUACAGUGUCUCCUCAGCGCCGGCUAUCUACGCGACCAAGACCACCAGGCUCCGCAGCAGUGCCCAGAUGCCCAAGCUGGCUUCGGAAACCUUGGAUUUCGCCCUGUCCGAUGCCAUCAACACCGAAUUCAAAGCCAACCGCACCAAUGAGAAGGCGGAGAUGCAGCACCUCAACGACAGGUUCGCCAGCUACAUCGAGAAGGUGCGCUUUCUAGAGCAGCAGAACAAGAUCUUGUUGGCGGAGCUUGAGCAGCUGAAGGGCAAAGGGACCUCCCGCAUCGGAGACCUGUACGAGGAGGAGAUGCGCGAGCUGCGGCGCCAGGUGGACCAGCUCACCAACGACAAAGCCAGGGUCGAGGUGGACCGGGACAACUUGGGAGAGGAUAUUGAGCGGCUCAGGGAGAAGCUCCAAGAGGAGAUGCUUCAGCGAGAAGAGGCCGAAAAUAACCUGCAGAGCUUCAGACAGGAUGUGGACAACGCCUCUCUGGCCCGCCUGGACCUGGAGCGCAAGGUGGAGUCCCUGCAGGAGGAGAUUGCCUUCCUGAAGAAGCUACACGACGAGGAGAUUGCCGAGCUGCAAGCCCAGAUGCAGGACCAGCACGUCCAGAUCGACAUGGACGUGGCCAAGCCCGACCUGACGGCCGCUCUGCGUGAUGUCAGGCUGCAGUACGAAAACCUGGCCGCCAAGAACAUCCAGGAGUCCGAGGACUGGUACAAGUCUAAGUUCGCCGACCUCUCUGAAGCUGCCGCCCGAAACAAUGACGCCAUCCGCCAAGCCAAGCAGGAGGCCAGCGAGUACCGCCGCCAGGUGCAGGCGCUCACCUGCGAGGUGGAUGCCCUCAAGGGAACCAACGAGUCCCUGGAGAGGCAGAUGAGGGACAUGGAGGAAGGCUUCAACCUGGAGGCCUCCAACUACCAGGACACCAUCGCCCGCCUGGAGGACGACAUCCGCAACAUGAAGGAUGAGAUGGCCCGCCACCUGCGCGAGUACCAGGACCUGCUCAACGUCAAGAUGGCGCUGGACAUCGAGAUCGCCACCUACAGGAAGCUGCUGGAGGGAGAGGAGAGCCGAAUCACUACCCCUCUUCCCAACUUCUCCUCCCUCAGCCUGAGAGAGACCAUGCUGGAGCCCUCCAGACCAAUGAUUGAAAACAUGUCCAAGAAGGUUGUGAUAAAGACCAUUGAGACCAGAGACGGUCAUGUGAUCAACGAGUCCACCCAGCACCAUGAUGACCUGGAAUGAGCCGCUGCUUGGGGGGGAGGAGGAGGUCGAGGAGGAGACGUAGGAGUGGAGUGGGCGUGAUGGGGAGCGCUGGAGGAGGGUUAGGAGAGCGUGAGGGAGGGGGGGAGUAGCUCUGAGUUUUUGUGAGAGAAAUACAAAAAAAGAAACACAAAAAACAGACAAACAUACAAACAAAGAAAAAAAAGCUUUAAAAGUGCCUUUUUUUGCCAUAAUAAUGAGACAGCAGCUAGGAUUGUGUUAGGGACAAAUAGACGCUGUAGGACAGGGGGAGUACAGCUUUCCUGAAUGUUACCUUUUACUACGAUGUCCUUAGUUUAUACUCAGACAGCAAGAGCAUAGCAAUACUUUGGGCAGCAGCAAAAAUUCUUUGUUUUUAAUUUACCAAAAUUUUGAGUGGAACAGCUUUUUUUCGUUGUUGUUUCCAUACAAAAUGUACGCAAUAAGAUGACCUGUCACGGCUUCCGUACGUCAAUAAACCUUUUGGAAAAAGAA
This is a messenger RNA of Megalops cyprinoides (Indo-Pacific tarpon), 1973 nucleotides long. It is a transcript of the gene vim, whose product is annotated as vimentin. The transcript is spliced from 9 exons. Bases 111 to 1481 code for a protein of 456 amino acids. NCBI's taxonomy places the organism in Eukaryota, Metazoa, Chordata, Actinopteri, Elopiformes, Megalopidae. Gene Ontology annotation, biological process: intermediate filament organization. The record is from RefSeq and is a predicted model, not a curated record. Gene Ontology annotation, cellular component: axon; plasma membrane; cytoplasm. Gene Ontology annotation, molecular function: structural constituent of cytoskeleton.